Molecule: messenger RNA, 1918 nt
Organism: Papaver somniferum (opium poppy)
Lineage: Eukaryota; Viridiplantae; Streptophyta; Magnoliopsida; Ranunculales; Papaveraceae
Product: squamosa promoter-binding-like protein 14
Exons: 3
Coding region: 404-1666 (420 amino acids)
Cellular component (GO): nucleus
Molecular function (GO): DNA binding
Source: RefSeq, a predicted model, not a curated record
CUAGAGCAGCAAGAGGAGCUGGUAUGGCCCUCAGAGGAGCAGCAGUCGGCUUUAUAGUGCACCACCAAAAUGUCCGGAGAGAGAGAUAGAGAUGGUUAUACAGUGGAAGUAACCAGUAAACACAACAAACAACACAGCUUUAACCCCGAGCUACCUUGUGUUUCUUUUCACUAUCAUGUCUCUCUCUCUCCACCACCAGCUUUCUUACUGCUCUCACUCUCACCCCUUUUUAAGCUAUAAAGAUAAAAAUAAUGAACACCCGUCCCCCUCUUUGGCUUUCUUUCUCUCUGUGGAAACCUAUUAUUAUUAUUUUUAUUGUUAACUAUUUGAUGGUUCCAAAAAAGUAACCAUGGAUGAAGAUACCUAAAACAGAGAAGAAGAAGAAGAAAUACCAAAACCCUCAAUGGAUAUUGUUGGUUCAGGUUCUAAUAAUAAUUUUGGUGUGUCAUCAUCAUCAUCCUCUUCCAAGGGUGGUGGUGGAGGUGGUGCUGGUGCUGGGGGAGGUGCUGGUGUUACGGCGGUUUCAUCCGAUUCAUCUUCUCUCAACGGUUUGAAAUUUGGUAAGAAAAUUUAUUUUGAAGAUGUGGGUAUUGGAGUUUCAGCUAAAUCAGUUGCUGGUUCGACGUCUAUUUGUGUUCCUGAUGGGAUUCCGUUGUCACCGCCGACGCCGGCGACGUCUCGAAACAGAAGGAAUGUUGUCCAAGGAGGGAAACCUCCGAGAUGUCAAGUGGAAGGUUGUAAGCUGGAUCUGAGUGAUAUUAAAGCUUAUUAUUCAAGGCAUAAAGUUUGUGCCAUGCAUUCUAAGUCUCCUAAGGUCAUUGUUGCUGGUUUGGAACAAAGGUUUUGUCAACAGUGUAGUAGAUUUCAUCAGCUCGCUGAAUUUGACCAAGGAAAGCGAAGUUGCCGUAGACGUCUAGCUGGCCACAAUGAGCGUCGCAGGAAGCCACAACCUGGAUCUUUGUUAUCUUCACGCUAUGGUAGACUUUCAGCAUCUCUUCAAGAAGAUAGCAGCAGAGGCGGUGGCUUUGUAAUGGACUUUGCAGCAUAUCCAAGAAUGUCUGGAAGGGAUGGCUGGACAACCUCAAGGACAAGUGCUGAUCAACCCAGUGCUACAGGAAAGUUUCUCGCACUGCAGUAUCCUCCAGCAAAUGUCUUCUAUCAGGGGUCCCACACUUAUAUGCAAGGUUCAUCUGCAGCAGGUGGGUCCGUUUUUUCCAGUUCUAGAAUACCUCCGGGUGAGUGUUUUGCUGGAGUCUCCGACUCCGGCUGUGCUCUCUCUCUUCUGUCAAACCAAUCAUGGGACCCAAGAAAUAACCAAGCUUCGUCUAGUGUUUCUGUUAAUAACUUAAUGAACGGCGAAGGGGCUCCAAUGGUAUCUCAAUCAACAGCACCGAAUCAAGGUGCUGUUAGUAAUAGCUACACAGUUAGCUCGUGGGCUUUGAAGGGUAACGAUGAAGGUGGUGGUCGUGGCAAUUCUCAUGAAUUGCACCACCAUGAUUUGGGCCUUGGGCAGGUUACUUCACAACCCAUGAAUGCCAACCAUCAGUUUUCUGGUGGCGAGCUUGAGUUAGCUCAUCAUGCUGUGGAAAAUAGGCAGUACAUGGAACUUGCUCACUCCAGGGCUUAUGACACAUCGUCAGUUCAACAGAUGCACUGGUCUCUAUAGAGAUGCAUCUGGUUAAUGUAAGAGUUUGUCGGGCAUGUAUUAACCAGAUUUGCUAAGACAUCCUUGAUAGUUACGCUUCUGUGGCGAUUGCUAAAUUGACUGUAUUUCUGUGGCAUAUCUCAGGGUACAAUUGCUUGAAUCCAAAAACCUUGUUUAUUGAAGUGCUCUUUUUUAGGUUGUAUGAGUUGUAUAAGCAAAUGCCAAACCUGGGCUUGGAUGCUGAACUUUAAUUAAUAAUCUUCUUUUAUGAGU